Messenger RNA from Colletotrichum graminicola M1.001, 333 nucleotides. Its product is annotated as 60s Acidic ribosomal protein. Gene Ontology annotation, biological process: cytoplasmic translational elongation; translation. The record is from RefSeq and is a predicted model, not a curated record. The transcript is spliced from 3 exons. Bases 1 to 333 code for a protein of 110 amino acids. Gene Ontology annotation, cellular component: ribosome; cytosolic large ribosomal subunit. Lineage: Eukaryota; Fungi; Ascomycota; Sordariomycetes; Glomerellales; Glomerellaceae. Gene Ontology annotation, molecular function: structural constituent of ribosome.
AUGAAGCACCUCGCCGCUUACCUUCUCCUCGGCCUUGGUGGCAACACCUCUCCCUCUGCCAGCGAUGUCAAGGCUGUCCUUGAGUCCGUCGGCAUUGAGGCCGAUGACGAGCGCCUGAACAAGCUCAUCUCCGAGCUUGAGGGCAAGGACAUUAACGAGCUCAUCUCUGAGGGCUCUGGCAAGCUCGCCUCCGUUCCCUCCGGUGGCGCUGGUGGUGCUGCUCCCGCUGCUGGCGGUGCUGCCGCUGCCUCUGCCGAUGCCCCCGCUGAGGAGGCCAAGGAGGAGGAGAAGGAGGAGUCCGACGACGACAUGGGAUUCGGUCUCUUCGACUAA